Molecule: messenger RNA, 7087 nt
Organism: Peromyscus maniculatus bairdii (prairie deer mouse)
Lineage: Eukaryota; Metazoa; Chordata; Mammalia; Rodentia; Cricetidae
Gene: Slc6a5
Product: solute carrier family 6 member 5
Biological process (GO): sodium ion transmembrane transport; nitrogen compound transport; amino acid import across plasma membrane
Cellular component (GO): plasma membrane
Molecular function (GO): amino acid:sodium symporter activity
Source: RefSeq, a predicted model, not a curated record
AGCUUUGGUUUAGUAAUCAACCCGCAUGAGUCACGCCAAGCACGCAGCCCCCUCCUGCCCGAGUGACAACAGGACAGCGUACUCCAGGCUGUUGUCCCUUUAAAAUCCGAAUCCAAAGGGGUAAUGAUUUAUCAAACGUGUAUUAUCAGGAAGAUGUCAAACGAAGGGCACCUUGCUUCCCACUGACGCAAACCCGGCCUUUCCCGGGGAGAUAUAGAAAGCGCCUCUUGUUCCCGGGCCAAACCUAGUCCAGUAGCGGGUUUUGCUCUACGGUUCAAGCUGUUGUCCGCAUCAGGCAUGGAUUGCAGUACUUCCAAGGAAAUGAAUAAGCAACCAGCCAACAGCCUGGAGGCAGCAGUGCCGGGCCACCGGGAUAGCCCCCGUGCACCCAGGACCAGCCCUGAACAGGACCUGCCUGCCGCCGCCGCCGCCGCCGCCGUGGCUACAGCCGCGGCGCCACGUGUGCCCAGGUCGGCUUCCACCGGCGCCCAAACUUUCCAGUCCGCGGAUGCGAGAGCCUGCGAGGCCCAGCAGCCCGGAGUAGGCUUUUGUAAACUCAGCAGCCCCAGGGCACAGGCGACCUCCGGGGCCCUCCCGGACUUGAGCGAAGGGCACAGCGCACAGGCCAACCCCCCUUCCGGGGCCGCUGGGGCCGGCAACGCGCUACACUGCAAGAUCCCAGCUCUGCGUGGCCCGGAGGAGGACGCGAACGUGAGUGUGGGCAAGGGCACGCUGGAGCACAACAAUACACCAGCUGUGGGCUGGGUGAACAUGAGCCAGAGCACAGUGGUGUUAGGUACCGAUGGCAUCGCAUCGGUGCUUCCAGGCAACGUGGCUACCACUGCCAUACCGGAGGACGAGCAAGGGGAUGAGAAUAAGGCCCGAGGGAACUGGUCCAGCAAACUGGACUUCAUCCUGUCCAUGGUGGGGUACGCAGUGGGGCUGGGCAAUGUUUGGAGGUUUCCCUACCUGGCCUUCCAGAACGGGGGAGGUGCUUUCCUCAUCCCUUACUUGAUGAUGCUAGCGCUGGCUGGCUUGCCCAUCUUCUUCCUAGAGGUGUCACUGGGCCAGUUUGCCAGCCAAGGGCCUGUGUCCGUGUGGAAGGCCAUCCCAGCUCUACAGGGCUGUGGCAUUGCGAUGCUCAUCAUCUCCGUCCUCAUAGCCAUAUACUACAACGUGAUCAUUUGCUACACACUCUUCUACCUGUUUGCCUCCUUUGUAUCUGUGCUGCCCUGGGGCUCCUGCAACAACCCAUGGAACACGCCAGAAUGCAAAGAUAAAACCAGACUUUUACUAGAUUCCUGUGUUAUCAGUGACCAUCCCAAAAUACAGAUCAAGAACUCAACUUUCUGCAUGACUGCCUAUCCGAACUUGACAAUGAUUAACUUCACCAGCCAGGCCAAUAAGACAUUCGUCAGUGGGAGCGAAGAGUACUUCAAGUACUUUGUGCUGAAGAUUUCCGCAGGGAUUGAAUAUCCGGGGGAGAUCAGGUGGCCCUUGGCCUUCUGCCUCUUCCUGGCUUGGGUGAUCGUGUACGCGUCGCUGGCGAAAGGAAUUAAGACGUCAGGAAAAGUGGUGUACUUCACAGCCACAUUCCCAUAUGUUGUGCUGGUCAUUCUUCUCAUUCGAGGUGUCACACUGCCCGGAGCUGGAGCUGGCAUCUGGUACUUCAUCACACCUAAGUGGGAAAAACUCACGGAUGCCACGGUGUGGAAGGAUGCUGCCACUCAGAUUUUCUUCUCCCUGUCUGCCGCCUGGGGAGGGCUCAUCACUCUUUCUUCUUACAACAAAUUCCACAACAACUGCUACAGGGACACGCUGAUUGUGACCUGCACCAACAGUGCCACUAGCAUCUUCGCUGGCUUCGUCAUCUUCUCUGUCAUCGGCUUCAUGGCCAACGAACGCAAAGUCAACAUUGAGAACGUGGCCGACCAAGGGCCAGGCAUUGCAUUUGUGGUUUACCCGGAAGCCUUAACCAGGCUGCCUCUCUCUCCGUUCUGGGCCAUCAUCUUUUUCCUGAUGCUUCUCACUCUUGGACUUGACACUAUGUUUGCCACCAUCGAGACCAUUGUGACUUCCAUCUCAGAUGAGUUCCCCAAGUAUCUGCGCACACACAAACCUGUGUUCACCCUGGGCUGCUGUAUCUGCUUCUUCAUUAUGGGCUUCCCAAUGAUCACACAGGGUGGAAUCUACAUGUUUCAGCUCGUGGACACCUACGCCGCCUCCUAUGCCCUCGUCAUCAUCGCCAUAUUUGAGCUUGUUGGCAUCUCCUAUGUGUAUGGCUUGCAGAGGUUCUGUGAAGACAUCGAGAUGAUGAUUGGAUUCCAGCCCAACAUCUUCUGGAAAGUCUGCUGGGCAUUCGUCACCCCAACCAUUUUAACGUUUAUCCUUUGCUUCAGCUUCUACCAGUGGGAGCCCAUGACCUACGGCUCUUACCGCUACCCUAACUGGUCCAUGGUGCUUGGAUGGCUGAUGCUCGCCUGCUCUGUUAUCUGGAUCCCGAUUAUGUUUGUGAUAAAAAUGUAUCUGGCUCCUGGCAGAUUUAUUGAGAGGCUGAAGUUGGUAUGCUCACCACAGCCAGACUGGGGCCCAUUCUUAGCUCAGCACCGUGGAGAGCGUUACAAGAAUAUGAUCGACCCCUUGGGAACCUCGUCCCUGGGACUCAAACUGCCAGUGAAGGAUUUGGAACUGGGCACCCAGUGCUAGUCCAGUAGUGUGGAUGGUCCUGCAUUACUCCUGGUUUUCCUCUCUUGCCUCCCCUUCACAUUUUCGCCAGCUUUAUCCUCAAUUCUCUUCUUUCUCCCCACACUUCGCUUCACAGCCGUGCAUGAGAGUGUUCCAUAGAAAAGUAGGACAUAGUGUCUGUCGCAUGCUGUAGUGAGAGUCACACAGACCACUGGAAGCACUGUCUGCCUGUGUCUGUGAUAUCAGUUUCUGGAAGGAUUGGUCCCCUGAUUGGGUGCUUCAUUCAUCCUGCAGGGGGUGGGGGGAUUGACAGGUGAGUGCUGGCAGGUGCAUGGUUUGGCAGUAGAGAAAUUCCCAUGUGUGUUCUCAUUGCUGGAAGGAGUAGGGCAUGAGGAGAAUGCAGACAUUCAGGACUGUGGAUUUGGACUCAUCAACACCAUCCAGCUCAGGUGGGCAAUGCCAUGAUCUCAUUCAGAAGCUGAAAGUUCAGGUCAGGUGCAUUUAGGCAGAGGCAGUGCUGGAAUUUGUUCUAGAUGCAGACAAGGCUGGUAGGUGGAUUUGGGCACCACUGGGUGGUUUGGUUUGCAUAUCCGUUUCCUUUAUUUUGACCAAAUAUACCAUGCAUUCGGAUGCUUCAUCUCUCUAUGCUGUGGAUCAGAAGGGACUGUCCAUUCUCUUUCCUCAGUCUGUCUGUCCUCCUCCUCCUUCCCUUCCUCCUCCUCUUUCUCUUCCUCCUCCUUUCCCAUCUUUAUAAUAACCACAUUUGGGAGUUAAUUCUUUGGGUCUUUUCUUCCACCCCCUGCACAAGAAGCCAUACUUUGAUUUGCAUGUCUACUUUUGUACCGCUGGUCUAUUUGCCAUGAUGUCUUUAGCACCAUGGUUCGGUGCCAUGGUAUGCUGUCUCUUUGCCUCCAAAUCUCUUUCUAUAAGCUGUAGAUACCUUGUCCUUCAACCUCUGGGAAAAUGAGACUUACCUUGGUUCUGUCUGUAUAUUAUAUAUAUGUGGGACACAAACUCUUAAACGAUACUUUUUCAAUUUUUACUCCUUUUUAAGUAACAGUAAAUGCCAGUUUUGGCCAUAGGGAAAUCAGAGAAAUCAAGAGAUUGGUAGAAAGCAAUCAUAUUAUUCCUCACCCCUGGGGUUGUACAGCUUAGGUCACUGUAUUUCCGGGACUUUCUGAUAAAUACAGCUUAGCUAGAUAGUGAGUAAGCCAAUUAAGACUAUAGCUCUUAAGACUGCAUUUAGCCAGUUCAAUUUCUGGAACUCCCUAUUCACAGUGUUUAUUGUUACUGCUCUCUAGUGAGAAUAAGCCACCCAUCUGCAGAGCCUGGCCAGGCGCACCCUUUAUUACAGUGUCUCCCAAGCAGACAUAUAUGAAACUCUUAAAAUGUGAUGUGUGCUCAUGCAGUAUGUACACAUAGCAUGUAGUGGUGUUUUCUGUCCUUAUAAAUAUCUUAGGAAUCACCACAAAGAUGGCGAUUUUAGAGUAGCAUAGUCUGGGCUUUUAUUUCUUUUCUUCUUAUAGUAUUAAUAUCGCAAGCUAAAAUAGUUUCCUCUAGGGGAGACUGGUUCAAUCAUUUUCUUAUGAGUUGUCUUCAUAUAACAGGGUCUCAGGCAAAGUUUUUGGUUCAAAUCUUGUAUAUUGAUGUGACAUUUUCAUCCCACACAAUUGCAAUGAUGCCCCAACAACAGAUUUUAACGUAUCCUUUUAAAAAGAUGACUCCACUAUGUAAAGUGUCUGAAAUCAUUGUAUUGGACUCUCCCUUUCCUAGGGCAAGUGCUCACACCAUCUGCCAACAAUGAUGGGUACUUGGAUUUCCCAGAGUAGCCAUGACAGGUUUUAGGGAAGGAAUCGUGGUGGGUUUUGAACUCCUGGCUUUCAUGUCUUUUCUAUCAGGGUUUGCCUUCCCCCUUCCAUUUCUCCUUUCUCCCAAUUUCCCCAAAGUAGGUCUUGCUAGACUGUUACAGAGAUGGAGUCUCAGGCUUCCCUUAUUUUAGGAAGAUAAGCUGUGGGCUCAGCUGUCUCCUAUCUGCUGUCAUUAUGUUUUCCCCAGAAAGCCACACUGAUGAGCAGCCCAUUCCUGCUCCAAUAUUGCAGGGUGGUCCCAGACUUCGGUGGUGUGUGUGUGUGUGUGUGUGUGUGUGUGUGUGUGUGUGUGUGUGUGUGUUUGGGGGUGGGGAGGUCAGUCUGGAAACUACCCGCAGCCCCACCAGUUUGCAGGUUAGGAAAAGCACACACGGGAUUUGUGUGUGCUUCUGGCUUCCUGUUUUCCUCUGGGCUGGAAUUGGGACUGGUGCUGGAUGCCAACCCAAUUUACUAAUUUUUGCCUCUGUGAUUAAAAGAAAGAAGUGGGGGAGGCUGUGGGCACUGCCGGAUGUGAACUGAGAGUUGGCUUACUGGAGACCUCAUCAGUUAGGGCGUUUGUAACUGGGGCAGCUAUAGCUGUGUCUAGUAGGAUGCGUUUAGGAAAGACCUAGAAGCUGCCCCUGAGUACUUGUCCAUUUUGUUGUUGUUGCUUUUUUUUUUCUUUCUCUAAUUUCAUAAAAAAGCUGCUCAGAAGGACAAAGUAAGAAAAGGUUCCAGGCUCACCUGGACACAGCUGCCUUUGAAGUUUAGUUUUUGUCCACAUUCAUUGCCACGUUCAACUUCAAGGCUCUCCCUGGCAGGGAGGAGUGGUGUCUGAGUAGUUUCCAUUCAUGGUGUAUCUCAGCGUAUGCCUCCUGAGGACUCGGUCGGGAUACUGAGAGCGGAUAUGUAUCCGUCUAGAUGGACUGUUUCCAUGCUACUAAAAUGCACACUCGAUUGGAAGAAAAAAAAUGAAUGAGUGAAUAGAAAAUGAAAGCACUGUCAUAACUGCCACCUGAGCUUCUCCCUUGACACUGAAGACUUCAGUUCCCUGUGUGCAGGGGUGGGGAGUUUACCAUCUGUGAGAUGAUGUCAUACCACCAACCAAUAAACUCAUUCAGAGAAAAACAAGCCAUAUGUGAAAAAUAGUAACCCCUUAAUAUCCUUAAAACAAAAACCACCAUGUAUUUAUUAACUAUUGAUGUUGUGGUUCCUUAUGCAAACCUUUGUGUAAUUGUCUUGCUCACUAGAAAUUUCUUCUAAUCUCCAGGCUGUGUUUGUUGUGAACAAAUGUGUCAAUUCUGGUCUUCCUGGUAGUUGUUUUAUCAGCCCCUGUGUAUUUUUUUUUUUUUUUGCAUGAUAUCUGUGGUCAAGGCAAAAUCCUAAUGACCUUGACGUCUUCGGAACUUUUGCUGAGUUUUUAAUGCGUGAGAGCUGCAAUUGCUGCGUACUUCAGGGAAUGGCACUUUAGAAAGAGUUAUACACAAGGACUUUGGGUGGAUGAGACUCAGAUUUCGCUACAUUGGCGCAGCACUGAGGGGAGGGGUCAGGGCUUUGUUUUCCUCCUGUUAUUUAUGUGUGCCUCAGCGCUUCCCGGUUCCUUUCUGUCAGCAUGGGCUUCCCAGGCCUUAAACCGACACUUUACUCUUCAUCUCCUUGGCCGUGGGUCAUUGUCCUCUUCCCAGAGGCUAGCACAGUAACUGUUGCUGGGCGUGCAAUGGCGAGGUCAUCCUGACUGUGGGAUUGGGGUUUGGGUCUGGGCACUGGCAUGAGUUAGGGUGUUCUGUAUGGUAGGUUGACAUGCAAGGUGUGGAGGCCAAGACCAGCAAGCCUGUUUCCCCUGUCUCGAAGCGUGUGCUAUCCAGAGCUGGCCUGAGGGUUGGGAGUGAGAUUUCCUGUCUUUCUCUCACUUAGCUGUGCUUGCCUAGAAGAACCAGUGUGAAAUAUGGUCUUGGCAUAGGUUGCUGUAAACUGCCUGUUGAGAAAGGAUUUCAGAUGGGUGUUCCUUACCCCUGAAAAGCAAACUGAAGUUUGAUUAGUUCCUGAGGACGACGUCUCCAGGUAACUGGCUGCCUUACAGGUGUGCUCUAUCACUGGGGUGAUGGUAGGCGUCAACUGGGAACUGCUGUGUCUCUCAUUUGUCCGUGUUCUUUUGCACUUUAUUAUGGACCUAUCAAGGAGUAUGUUAAUUAUCAAAUUAUGUACUUGGGUAGUGUUCUAAAUGCAAGAAUCUCAUGUGGGCACUAUUGUUCAUGAAUAAAGAUGUUUCCUAGUCAGGUCCUUAUAUUUUUUCAUCAACUGUACAUGAAGAAAAUAUGUUACAAAAUGAUGCAUCAUAUAUAUCUAUCUAUCGUAUAGAGUGCUUAUUAUAUAUUGUGCAUUAUUCAUUUAAGAAGUCAUUACUCUUGAGGCCCUACCUCAAAUUUUGUAUUUAUGUGUACAAAUGCAAUUUAUGGUAUUAUAUAUUUGCCUAUUACAUACUGUUAUAAAUUAGAGUUUAUCCUAAUCAUGUAUGAGUCCUCGAAAACCCCAAAUAAAUGUCAGUGUUUAAAGCA